Molecule: messenger RNA, 1213 nt
Organism: Cuscuta europaea
Lineage: Eukaryota; Viridiplantae; Streptophyta; Magnoliopsida; Solanales; Convolvulaceae
Source: the annotation of a GenBank genome assembly
CUCAAACACGCCGGGAACGAAGUAGACGAAACCGAGGGUCGCCUUUCAAACUAACUGUCACUAGCCAGGAAAUACAAUACAAUAACCCCUCUCUCCCCUUUGCUGUCUUAUCAUCAUCACCUUUGUCUUCAUUCGUCAAUUUGAACCCUCUCCUUACCUCACAGCUUCAUCUCAGGAACCGGAAAACGAAACGCCGCGGCAGAAAAUGGGAGUUAUUGAUCAUCUCUCCGAUGUCUUCGACUGCUCUGUUGGCGACUCUAAGCACAAGAAACGAAAGCAGUUGCAGACUGUGGAGGUAAAAGUGAAGAUGGACUGCGAGGGGUGCGUAAGGAAAGUGAAGAAGUCAGUUGAGGGGAUGAAAGGGGUGAGCUCAGUGCAGGUUGAUCCGAAGCAGCACAAGCUCACGGUUACGGGGUAUGUAGAGCCCGAGAAGGUAGUGGCCCGUGUGGCCCAUCGCACCGGAAAAAAGGCGGAGAUUUGGCCGUACGUUCCUUAUGACGUGGUAGCACACCCGUACGCACAAGGGGUGUAUGACAAGAAAGCCCCCGCCGGGUACGUACGCAGGGUCGAAGAUAAUAACCCGCAAGCAUACCAGCUUGCCCGAGCCUCCUCCACCGAAGUUCGCUACACGACGGCGUUUAGUGAUGAGAAUACUAAUGCUUGUGUUGUCAUGUGAUUCUUCUACACACCAAUUUAAUUUAAUAUAUAUAUAUAUAUAUAUAUAUAUAUAUAUAUAUAUAUAUAUAUAUAUAUAUAUAUAUAUAUAUAUAUAUAUAUAUAUAUAUAUAUAUAAGUCUAUCUUUCAUAAAGAAGUCACUUUGUUUGUGUUUGGCUGUGGUGAAGUUAAUUCAACUUGUUGCAGCUAAGGUUCGGAUGGAAGUUGUUGGCUUGAUAUUUUGUUAAACUAUGGACUCAUGAUACAAGCAAGGGCUUCAUUUGUUAUUUCACUUGAUUAUAGUGAUGUUUGCAAAAUUGUACUCCGUAUUCAGUUUGUUUUACUUCCCUGUCCAUAACUUCAUAAGCAUUUAAUACUUCGAAUCUCUUUAGUUACGACGGAAUAGGCUUGAUGCUUUACAACCCGUUUGGUAGCACGAAAAUCGGCUGAUUUGGUUGUUUCUGUUGAAAUUUAUGAAGUUUAGGCUAAAGUGACUGUAUUGGUUGAUUAUGAUGAUUUAAGAGAAAAAAAUUAAAAUAUACUCCUUCCGUCUCGCAA